AUGAAUAGCGAUCUGGACAGCUACAACAGCCAUGGUGGUCGAUUUGAGUCCUCAUCCACAGUGGCGGCACCGGCGGAACAAGAUUGCGACCUCGCCGAUCUUCACACCACCAGCGGCGGUAGCUUGGCAGGGCUCGCGAUUCCGACCAUGGCUCGGAGGCGAUUUGAUCGGUCUUCAGCAAGUCACAGGUUCGUCGGCACUCUUCGGGGAAGCAUCUCCGGUGGUAGCAGCGGCAUCACGGCGGCUAGAAGGUGGCGGCCGAGAGCUUGGAGGCUGGAAGCGAGAGGUGCAAGUGGCGACUAG
Messenger RNA from Lactuca virosa, 303 nucleotides. The record is from the annotation of a GenBank genome assembly. Lineage: Eukaryota; Viridiplantae; Streptophyta; Magnoliopsida; Asterales; Asteraceae.